GUGGCGGUAGCAACUGGACAUUCAAUGCAGCAGUUGUCUGGUGAGACUGCUUUUGCUAGGCCAGCGCGUAUUUGCCGCUGUCGGAACGGAGAGGAAAGCCUCGCCUCUUCUUUGUCAGGUCUUCAAGUAGCUGUUGUAGAUACGCUUACUACUACUGUUGCUACUGCAGUUAGCGUUCUGGUUUGCGUCGCAUAUCAAGCCGCACUCUUUCUCAGAUCAAUCCAGCCUCAACGAGGGGUGAACUGACCUGUACGCGGGUAUUGGCAGUUUGUGGGGAAGAAAUCACCCCUCAUUGCCCCGACAGCUAUUAGUCAGUAGCGCGAUUUCAUUACGCACAGACACGUUGUCUAUCCGCACUGCCGCAGUGAACAGCAACUUAGUGUAGAGCAUUGGCAUGACAUACGCUACCAUUCAUGUGCAAAAAUUUGUGUAGAGUGUCACGCAUCGGGCGACGACUACUUCUCUUGGACUAACAACGGAUGGCCCUUAACAGGCCACAAUACUUUGGCAACACGCACAAGCUGGAUCACUUUAACAUGAAAUCAUUAGUUAGGUUGCUGUGGCAUCAAUUCUAUUUCAGUUUAUUAGCGACGGCUUCCCUGGCUAUAGCUGGCGGCUAUGCGUUACCUGAUGACUGCGCGCUUAUCAUAUCCGCAAAAGCCAUCACAGAUGUAGGUGUUGGGGUACAGAAGUGCAUUACGUACGAUGACGUCAACGACGCAGUGGCUGAGGCAAAGGACAAAUUUUCGGGGGGCCAUGUUCCUCCAGAAAUUUACGAGUUGACAUCAGAUACCCCCACCCCUGAGCACGUCACAAUUCCAGCUGAAAUCGUGUUGGAAGCCACCAAGAUCUUGGCAAAGCGGUUCCGCCUUUCGUAUCAGGAGAUCGUGUUUGGCCUCCCCAAAAUUGACACAUCCCGCACGAUAAUUAAUGAUAUCUGCCCUACGUUCCUCAAGCCUAUUAAGUGUGAGGUAUCUCGCUACAGAACGCUGUCCGGACAGUGUAACAACUUGGAAAAUCCGUCAUGGGGUUCUACGCGUUCGGCCAUGGUCCGUUUCAUGCCACCUGCGUACGCCGAUGGCAUCUCGGAGCCGCGUCGGGCUCGCGAUGGAAGCGAACUUCCCAACCCUCGAAUGGUCUCGUUCGUUAUCCACCACGACGUUUCGGAGAAAGACAAACGCGUUCGAAACAUUCUUGUCGCCUUCGGUCAGUUGCUAGAUCACGAUCUGACCCUGGCCGCUCCGACCCUCGAUCACGAGAGACAAGAUAUCGUCUGUUGCCCUACGCCUCUGGAUAAACGACAUCCAAACUGUAUGCCAAUCAAAAUUCCUGAUGACGAUCCUUUCUACAAGUUCUUCAAUCGCAAAUGUCUUGAAUUUGCGCGUCUACUGGCUUCACUUCGUCCUGGUUGUACUCUUGGUCCACGGUCGGCCUCCAACACAAUUUCAGCGUUCAUUGACGCCGGCUUUCUGUACGGUUCUACUUCGGAGGUGGGCUCCCGUCUCCGAACGUACCAAAACGGACUCCUAAAAUCCACUAACCUGUACAAGGAUCUAGGGCUGAAAGACUUGUUGCCAAUGAAAACUGUCGAAGCAGACGUCGGCUGUAUGUCACGCCCACGUAACCUCUACUGCUUUGACGCAGGGGACGAGCGAGUUAACGAGCAAUUGGCCCUGGCAGUCAUGCACACGCUCUGGAUGCGUGAACACAAUAAGGUUGCCGGAAUCUUGCAAAAAAUCAACCCACACUGGGACGAUGAGACUCUGUUCCAGGAGACUCGUCACCUUGUUACCGCGCAGGUACAACACAUCGUUAUUAACGAAUGGUUGCCUAUGGUUAUUGGACCUGAUGCCAUUCGCAAGUAUGGCCUUGAGCCAGCCAAGGACGGAUAUUAUCACGGCUAUGAUCCUAAGAUCAACGCGGCUAUCAGACAGGAGUUCCAAUCUGCUGCAUUUCGAUUUGGACACACGUUGCUUCCCGAUGUAACAGAUCGCUAUAAUAAAUUCCAUGAGAAGAUUGAAUCGAUUCGUCUUUCGCGCCUACUCCGUCAGCCCUAUGACUUAUACAAACCCGGGGUGAUCGAUACCUUCAUCUUGGGUAUGGUGAAUCAGCAGGCCAAUCGUGUAGAUCACGAGGUGACCACUGAGGUUACAAAUCAUCUGUUCGAGAAACAUGGAGAUGGCUUUGGGAUGGAUUUAGUCGCCUUGAAUCUUCAACGAGGUCGUGAAACUGGCGUUCCAGGCUACAAUGAUUUCCGCGAAUACUGCGGUCUUCCACGUUCUAAAAGCUUCUGGAACCUUGUUGGCUAUAUGUCUAACAAGACGAUUUAUCGUUUCUCCCAAAUCUACAAGCAUCCCGAUGAUUUGGACCUGUGGUCUGCCGGCGUUGGUGAGUUCCCUGUACCUGGCGGACUUUUGGGUCCUACAUUCAGUUGCCUCAUCGGGGAACAGUUUGCGAAUCUUCGUCGCGGCGACCGUUUCUGGUUCGAGAACCACGGCUGGCCCUCUUCGUUCACCCUUGACCAGCUGGCGGAAAUUCGUAAGUUCUCGUUGGCACGCCUUAUCUGCGAUAACUCGGACGAUAUGCACGAUAUGCAAUUGCAUGUGUUCGAAAAAGCGACCUCUGACGGAAAUCCCCGAUACGGAUGCACCUCCGACCGCAUGCCCAGCAUGGACUUGAGUAAAUGGAAGGACAUUAAGUUUGGUCAAAAAAAGGCCAAAUAGACAUAGAAGCACAACUCGUUAAAGUAACAAAGCCGAUCAACGACAUCAUCAUUCAUCAGCUCCAAGAAAUUACCCAUAUCGCGAAAAACAGAUAGGAGCAAUUGUGGUACAGGCAAGUCCCAUAGCCCAUGCAACUGAUUGCGUUGCCUCUUAGGACAAACAAUGGACUGUUGUAAGGGUCUUCUAAAAGGUUACUGUGUUUUUUUUUAUACACAUGUAUAGGCGACAGCAAAGAGAUACCAAAAAGUCGCUGCUUGAUCAAAUUGUCAUAGUCAGAGCUGGAAUUGUAUUUUCGUUGGGAUAUGCGAUGAUGCGAGAAUAACUUCUCUCAAUUAUGUAAGAAUUGUGAUUUCGAUUCAGAACUAGGAUCUUUGGACAGAUUCCACCUUAAUAUGCCAAACAGCCUUCUUUAUUCUUCUUAUUUUGCCCUCUAUCCUAUCAGAAGCAUCUUCAUCACUACGUCCGGUAAUGGCAAACCCGCGAAAAGAGGUUUGAUGGACAACUAUUUUGGCAAAACGUACCAUGCAUCGUCGUGAAUUGUCUGCAACCCAAACCAGAACCCAAAGGGCUGUAACUCGUACCAUUUCUGUCCCAACAUAUGUACAAGUACUUUCCAGUUACUAAAAGUUACCAUGGCAACAGCUUAUAUUCUUCAGCUGACAACCAGAGACGUAGAUUCGAUAAUACCUUUGGCAGAUAGACACCAUCGCAACCAGAAGGAAGACAAUUUAUGCACAUACAUAUAACGUACAACGUAUUGUCCAUAACAUGAUCCCAAGUGAAGAGAACUAUUGUUGCCAACAUAAUUUGCCCUGUGCGACUCAUUGUAGUUAGUUGCUCUAGGUAGUGACUAGAUUUGGGAAGGACCAGUUUAGGUAGACAAGCAGAACGAAGACUAGCUACUAGAUAGGUCGUUAUAGGUAUGAAAAGAUGAGAAAUGCUAGGUUUGAGUCUAUCAUUGCACUGUCAUACUGUUGUUUUUUUUAUUUCGUUCAGAACUCUGGUACAAAUUAGCCUGAUACUUCGCACCAUGAGAUGCUUGGAUGGUUGAUUAAUGCUUGUAAUGCUAUUAAUUAUGAUGCAUUUUAAUGCUUGUACCUAUGAUUAAGUGUGCACCUGACGACGUAAGCCACGAAAUCAACAGCUCAACAGUUAAUUAUAUUUAUAUUAUAAUUGAAAUAAAAAAUAUACGGUAAAUAUAAUUUAAACUGUGUGAGAUGGACUAUUGAUUAAGAGUAUUGUUACAGCCUAAAUAAAACUCACAUGGACUAGUUAACUGA
Varroa destructor (honeybee mite) is the source of this 4003-nucleotide messenger RNA. RefSeq names its product immunomodulatory peroxidase-like. Gene Ontology annotation, molecular function: heme binding; peroxidase activity. Gene Ontology annotation, biological process: response to oxidative stress. The record is from RefSeq and is a predicted model, not a curated record. NCBI's taxonomy places the organism in Eukaryota, Metazoa, Arthropoda, Arachnida, Mesostigmata, Varroidae.